Messenger RNA from Lytechinus pictus (painted urchin), 4757 nucleotides. RefSeq lists its product as uncharacterized. The record is from RefSeq and is a predicted model, not a curated record. Bases 258 to 3293 code for a protein of 1011 amino acids. The transcript is spliced from 12 exons. Gene Ontology annotation, molecular function: protein binding. NCBI's taxonomy places the organism in Eukaryota, Metazoa, Echinodermata, Echinoidea, Temnopleuroida, Toxopneustidae.
GACGUCGACGUAGGUGGCGUCUUAUCUUCGCUUGAAAUGUGUUGCCUUGACUGCGAUUAUCAACAACGAAGACAAUUCUUGGGUCUCAUGAUUCAUCAAAUUUCACUUUUUCAGUGGACGAAUCCUAGAGAGGCAAAUCCAGGCUUGGAAACAGAUGUCUCCCUCUGGUGUGUGCCAGAUUGAUGCCUACAGUACUUUAAUUGCAACACAACUUGAUUCCACCUCUUAUUCUAGUGAGCUGUACAAAGUGGAUUAAAAUGUCAGAGGUAAAAGAAGAAGACCAUUCCACUGCUGUAGAAACUCCAGAGGAUAACAACACCGUUCAAGUUGUGAUAGAGCCUGCCACUCCAAGGGAUGGGAAGAGAGAAAGUGGCAGUGUAAAGGAAAUCUUAAAAACGGAAGAUACAGAACAGACUGAAACACAUGGAAAAGAGUCUUCUGAAAAAGCCUCAGAAAAUGAAGUAAGCAAUGAUAAAGAAUCACCAGCAGCAGAUGAGAAUUCUAAUGAUAAAAAUGAUAAUUCUGAUGACAAUACACAGGAAAAUCAUUCGGAAGUGAAUCAACCUGAAGAAAACAACAAGAGACCUGAUGAGGAAGUGACAGAUGUAAAUGGCUCAAACACAGUUAUUCAAAACUUAUCAGAAAACAAGGUUCAAGAUGAGAAGGAAACACUAGUUGGUAAGGUAGUGAAAGAGGGAGAUGAUAAUACCAAUGACAAAGAUUCUGCACCUGGAGGUGAUGAGGGAGAUCAGACAAAAUCUGAGAGUUCAAACGUAGAGGAAUCAGCGCCUCACAGCGAUACUGAACAUGGAAUAGAGGAAAGCAGUCAUGAAACAAUCAAAGAAGAUAAUGAUAAUCAAACUGAAGGAUCUUCUUGUGAUUCAAAGAAAGAUGGUGACUUCCAAGUCACUACUGACAUUCUCACUGAAGAUAUGGAAGCAGGGCAAAAGGGUCAUGAAUCAUCUAUUUCAGGAUCAGUCAGUGAUAAAGAGAGGACUGUUAAAACCCCAGAGAGUAUUGCUGUGUCCGUAGACCUACCCGUCAACAAUCUUGCCCCUAGCCAAUCCAGAAUGAGCAAUAGGCCCGUUACGGCUGAAUCCGAGUUUGUGUAUAAUGAGCAUGACUUUCCAACUCCAGACUAUGACAUUUAUGGACCUACACCAACCACAGCGGGAAGUGAUAAGAGACAGUUUAGCCCCAGUAAACGGGAAGGUCGUACCGCUAGCAGAGGAGAAGGUGCAAAGAGUGUUACAUUUGCAGAGGAUGUUAGCAUAGGUGGUGAAGCUGAUGACAAGGAUCCAACUCAUGUUUUGGAUAAAGAGGAACCUGAUCAAGAUAACCAAGACAAAGAGAUGACAGGGGAUGAGAAACAGGAGGAAGAAGAAGGAAAAACUACAGAGCAGGAGGAUGAGGAAAGCAGAGAUAUAUUUCCCACUGCUGUCAGUGAAGAGAAGAUUGAGGAAGCAAAGAAAAAACAAGAAGGUUUGACAAAGAAAGAAAGUUUGGCAAUUGAGCUGUUUGGUGCGUCAAAGUUUGAGCCUGAAUCAAUGGAAGAUGUCAUUACAAAAAAGGCAUUCCAACAUUUUGAAGUUGGAUGUCGAUUGAUGGAUGACGGUGACUUUGGCCAAGCAGUGAUCAGUUUAGAUAAAGCUCUUAAUCUUCUUCCUAAAGAAGUCAAGUUUUAUUUGAUGAGAGGAGAAGCCUAUCUUCAGCUUUGUGAUUUUCAGUCAGCCAUUCUUAAUCUAAAGAAGGCGUGUGUUCUUCAGCCAGAUAAUCAUGAGUAUUAUGCAAGACUGGCAUUUGUUUAUUACUUUCAGGGCCAGAGUUUGUUUGAUCAAUGUUUGUUUCCUGAAGCCCUGGAAUCCUUCUCAAGAGCAGCUGAAAUGAGGCCUGAGAUUAUAGCCUACCACACCAGAAGCAUUGCCUGUUUAGCAGCCUUACAGCGACAUGGAGAGUGUCUGGCAUUGGUGAAUAAAAGACUAGAAACUGAAAGAAACAAUCCUGAUCUAUACAUUAUGAGAGCAAGGCUUCAUCAACUCUUUAGGAAUACGACACUAUGUUACUAUGAUUUGAAGGACGCCCUGGCCCUGAAUCCUGAUCAAGAAGAAGCAAAGAUUUUGAUGAAAGAACUUGAGAGGAAAGCAGAGGAGAACAGAAACCAUGCCAUUAGACUUCAACUUCAAGGAAAGUUCAAAGACAGUCUCACAAAGAUCACCAUAGCCAUAGAGAUGAAUCCUUCAGUGUCCGACUACCAUCUCCAGAGAGGAGCUCUUCAUCGGCGUCUCCAUGACUACAAUGCUGCAAUCGAUGACUUCCUAUUGGCUAUGGAUAAAACUGAACACAACGAGUACAGCAACAUCUACACAGAUGCUCAGCGACAGCUUCUGCUAACAUAUAAUGACUUUGCUGUGGAGUGCUUUAGUGGAAACCAUUUUGAAGAAGCCAUUUUACUUUUGAAUAAAGCAUUGAAAGGAGAGAAGAGAGAAAAGGGUCUCUAUAUCAACAGAGGAGACUGCUUCUUCCGUCUUCAAGAGCUUCACUUUGCUUUAGCCGACUACCAUCAAGCUUCAGAGCUUGAUCCCUCAGACGCUGGCAUACGGUCCAGAGUAGCAGCUAUUCACAAUCAGUUCGGUUUACAGGAUUAUGAAGAGCAUAGUUACCAGGAUGCGGAAUCCAGAUUUACUAUUGCUAUACAACAUAACCCAAAGCAUGGAGCUUUCUAUAUCUCACGCUGUAAAGUCAGACUUAUGAUGGAGAAUCAGUCAGGAGCAAGACAAGACUUUCUGAUGGCCCUUCAUCUGGACUCAUCAAACACGGAGAUCCUAACUCUGAUGCCCCGUAUCUAUCCUGGCAAGUCAGUCGGUGAUGUGAUGAGAACAAAACAUGCCAAGGAGGCCAAGAUAGCAGCUGAUAAUGCCGUCAUCACUGCUUCACCAAUCGUUCUACCAUCAAUGAACAGUUCUGCACAGAAUAGUCAAGAGGAUCUAGGUGCCACCAGUAAACGAGUUAACUUUGAUCCUGAAUUAGCAUCAGACACAGUCGUCCCACCGCUGAAGUACUGUAUGAAUGAACAGGACUUCAACAGAGCUUUGACCAAACAAAAGAGAAAGAUUUCCAACCAUGUGAAGUCACUUCUCAAUGACCGAGGAACAAUGCGUGCAGAUAAACUUAAACUGAAUCCCAUACCUCCUCCUAGACCUUAUGAGGUGAGGGGAGGUCAUUGGAAGAACCCAGAACCUGCCAUCAAACCAGGAUGGAGAACGUUCAGUCUUGGUGUCGGACUCAUGGAUUAGAUUCAGCUAUUAACCUCCAAUGCAAUUCAGCCUUGGUAUUGGACUCAUGGAUUAGAUUCAGCUAUUAACCUCCAAUGCAAUUCAGCCUUGGUAUUGGACUCAUGGAUUAGAUUCAGCUAUCAACCUCCCAUGCAUUCAGCCAUGGUAUCGGACUUAUGGAUUAGAUUCAUAUAUCAACCUCCACCUCCCAUGCAUUCAGCCUUGGUAUCGGACUCGUGGAUUAGAUUCAGCUAUCAACCUCCUAUGCAUUCAGCCUUGGUAUCGGACUCGUGGAUAAGAUUCAGCUAUCAACCUCCUAUGCAUUCAGCCUUGGUAUCGGACUCGUGGAUAAGAUUCAGCUAUCAACCUCCUAUGCAUUCAUCCUUGGUAUCGGACUCGUGGAUUAGAUUCAGCUAUCAACCUCCCAUGCAUUCAGACUUGGUAUCGGACUCGUGGAUAAGAUUCAGCUAUCAACCUCCUAUGCAUUCAGCCUUGGUAUCGGACUCGUGGAUAAGAUUCAGCUAUCAACCUCCUAUGCAUUCAGCCUUGGUAUCGGACUCGUGGAUUAGAUUCAGCUAUCAACCUCCUAUGCAUUCAGCCUUGGUAUAGGAAUCAUGGAUUAGAUUCAUGUAUCAACCUUCCAUGCAUGCAGCCUUGUGGAAUAGAUCUCUAUAUCUAUAUCAACUAACCAUUGUAUUCAGCUGGAUGGAAUAGGAAAUAGAAUCAUGGUAUAAAUUCUUUCAUCAUUCUCCCAUGCAUUCAUCCUCGAUAUAAGAUUUAUAGGAGUGUUUAAUUAUGUGCAGAAACGCUAGCUUAACUUAAAUGAUUGGUGUAGUAUUGAUUUAAGUAAUAUCCAUCAUUAAAAUUUGAAUUAUUAUGAUACCUUUAAUUGCUCUGAAUAUGCAAUAAGCCAGUACAGUCUCAUGCUUCAGUUUAAUGUAUAGAGAUUUAUAAAUAUCUCUUUGAAUUAAUAAUAUACUUGUGAUGAGGAAAUAUGGGUCAAAGUCACAAAAGUAUAUGAAAAAUAAAGGGGCCUUUUAAUUAUGUUGGACCUUUGUAAUUACUUGACUCGUAAAUUCAACCUACUGAUAUGCAAUUUUCUGGACUUGUGAUUUUGAUGUGAAAAUGGAUCAUAAUACAAUCUCUUGUAUUAUGCCUUUUUCUUUAAUAUUUCUAGUACAUUUUUGCCUUACAAAAUAAUCCAGAUCUAAUCCAGGGAGUUUUACAAGCUACAAAUAACUUAAUGAUUGACUGGAAUACAGAAAACCAAAAUGGAGUAUUCAGCCAUUUUGAUAGCAUUACCUAAGGUAUGGGGUGUUAAAAAAUCUGGAUUUAAUCUUUGUUCAUUCAUAAUAAAGAGAAAAAAUACUUGCACUUUGGCUGUUCGUAUGCAGACCUGCCAACCAGUACGUUUUUGGCGUAUUUAGUACGUUUUUGCAACCAAAAUACAGUAGUACGUUUUUUCUUUUUAAAAUAUGUUUUAGU